Molecule: messenger RNA, 2368 nt
Organism: Rattus norvegicus (Norway rat)
Lineage: Eukaryota; Metazoa; Chordata; Mammalia; Rodentia; Muridae
Source: RefSeq, a predicted model, not a curated record
GUCAGGUGGGGAGGGGAGCUUGGGAAAGGAAAGCCUUCAGAAAUGGCAUAACAUUGGUAUGAAUCUGAAAGAUCUGAGUGACAGUUUGACAGGCAGGAAGGGAGGGAAAAGGGUACAAGGUAGGAGGAACAGCAUAUGCAAACAGAAGAGAUCUGAAGGGCAUCCGGCCAGAGCGGAAGGAUGUGCAUAAAAGAGGCCUUCCUGUCCCUGUCAUUUUCCUGAUGACCAAUUCUGUGAACAACUCCUGCACUUAACGUGGGUUGACUCGAAUUUGAUGGUUCAUAAACACUCUGUACCUCACCAAAGCCACUGAAGUUGAGCAGACAUGACUUGGCUAUUCUGCUGAAGGAAAUGAAGCUCAGUGAGCAGCUCUGUCAGGAGGCCAACAGGAGCCAGCACUGGGACUCAACAAUGGAAAUGGGUGUUCUGUUCACCAUGGAAACCUGAUUGCCCAGCACUCACAUGCCUCCCUGGCCUCACUUAUACCAGAGAUCCUCCUCAAUUUCUGCUAUCUUUGCUUCACAUCCCUGAACUUUUUUGGCUGUCCUGGGUCUCCUCUGGCCUACACUAAAGAGCAUGGGCCAUGAAAAACAGGUUAAUUUCUCUCAAUUCCCCAAGCCAAUGUUCAACUACCCAUGGCUGGACUAUCGAAACAGGAACAAAAAAUUCAGAAAAGCCAUGGCUCCUGUUCACCUGCCCUUGUCCUGUUACAAGUUGCCAAAGGAAGCAUUUCCCCCAAGUCCAGAGUGCUGGAGGGAGCAUCCAAGCAGGCCAAAUGCCACGCCUUGCCUCCACCUCAAAAAACACCCCGAUCUCAUCACACACUGGAGCACCCUCUAUGACCAACGCAAAGAGCGGGAGUCAAAAAAGAUGUUAUGGAGAAGAAGAAACCUUACAAGUUCCCAACUAUCAAACCUACAUGUCUCUAUCAGCAAGUUGACUUUAAAGCCUAAGGUGGAACGCAGUUUGUUAGAUGCCACCAAAGACCCCCUGAAGUGGCAAAGACUAAAGGAACUUACCAACAGCUUGAACUCUCCACAAGAGGAUGAGCAGUGCUAUGCAGCCUAUGCUUUAGGGAACCUGGGCGUCAACAAGAAGUUUGUCAUGGAAUCACUGCAGCAGGCGGCUCGAACUGGUUCAGCAAAAGUGAAGGCCGAGAUCUAUAAAGCCCUAGCCAUCCUAGGUUGCUUGGAUAAGUCUGUGGUCAAGGCUCUCAUCAAACAGUUGAUGGAACAAAAGGAAAGUCAAAGGUUGGAGACCCUGGUGGUGCUACGAGUAGCGCUGAACGCCUGGGCUGCUGUGCCUAAGAGCAAGAGGCCAAAAUUCGGAAAUGAGGAAAAGCUGGUGCCUUUGCUGCAGACUCUGAUAGACAAGUCACUGAAUGAAGAAGAAUCCUUAGAGGCAGCCCUGUGCUUGGGUUUCCUGAGGCCCAGCAACAGCAUGGUCCAACAGUUCUUGAUACAAUGUCUGUGCCAAGGGUCCAUGCCCCAGAGGAUGAAGGCACUGAGGAUGCUGGUCAAGAUGAUGAACGUUCACUCAGCUGCUGUCACCAGGGCCAUUCUGGAUCAGCUACACUCUAACGUCAUUGACGAUCGCUUGGAAGCCACCCAGAUGCUCAAGACCAUUGGGUUGGAGAAGAUCCAGGCACAGGGGCUGGAGGAACUCACAUUUGACCUGCUCAAGAAGAAAAUGCACAAUGAACCCUUCCAAGUAAUGAGGCAGGCGGUGUCUGAAACAGUGGAUGUGCUCAAGAUGAAGCCUUUAAUAAUGAAACUAAUGGAGGAGCAACUGAUGAGCCCAGAUGUCACUGAGCGCCAAGAAGCAAUCAUCUCUUUGGGUGCCCUGGGGUUCCGCAACGAACAGGUGUUCCAUUUGCUGCUGGACAUGCUAGAUGCAGAUGAGACCAAGACCGUGAAGAAGAGCAUACAAGAAACACUACUUAUUUGGGCCUCAAGAAAUCCAUGGAUCCGAAACAAGCUGACCAACAAAGUUUUCUUUGUGUACGACGUACCGAAGACUGUGAAGGUAGAGCCUACGAGGUUCCAGAAGGAGCCAGAGAGCCUAGACAACUUGUGUAUCACAGACUUUCGACGGGUUAAGCUGAGCACUUUGUCUAUAGCCAAGUCCUGCAACAAGCUAGGGGGAAAGCUAGAGGCACCUGCUUUCUCAUUCUAUUUCUCCAAACCAAAAAAGGAGAUGCCAAAGGCCACAGGGCCUUGGGAACCAAAAAUCAGGCAACAACUCCGGAACUUGGUGUUGUCUCAAAAUAGGUUUGUUUAGGGGGUCUGAUUCCAACUCUUUCCUUCAGGAUGGUUUCCUGAGGAGACAAUUCAUUUUUCUCCUUUAUGAAUGAAUACUUGUCACUUUA